This is a messenger RNA of Vicia faba (fava bean), 2502 nucleotides long. The record is from the annotation of a GenBank genome assembly. NCBI's taxonomy places the organism in Eukaryota, Viridiplantae, Streptophyta, Magnoliopsida, Fabales, Fabaceae.
AUGGAGAACGAAGCCAAAGAUCAAGUCUCGUCGGUUCGGCUUUCAGCUCCUCCUUCUUGGAAGAAACUGUACUUCCCUAAGAAAGCAGGAACACCAAGAAAAGGCGAGAUUGUGUUUGUUGCUCCAACUGGAGAAGAGAUAACCUCCAAAAGACAAUUGGAGCGGUACCUAAAAUCACAUCCUGAGAAUCCUAACAUAUCAGAGUUUGAUUGGGGAACCAGUGACACACCAAGGCGAUCAUCAAGGAUUAGUGAGAAGGUCCAAACAACUCCAGAAGCACAGCCUCCGAAACGCGGUCGAAAAUCAAUUGGUUCAAAGGAUGACAAGGUAACUGAAACUGAAGCUCAUUCCAAGGAAGCCGAGCCUCCGAAGAAACGCGGUCGGAAAUCAAUUGGUUCAAAGAAGGAUGAUAAGGUAACUGAAACUGAAGCUGAUUCAGAGGAAGCCGAGCCUCCGAAGAAACGCGGUCGAAAACCAUCUGCUUCAAAGAAGGAUGAUAAGGUAACCGAAACUGAAGCUCAUUCAGAGGAAGCCGAGCCUCUGAAGAAACGCGGUAAAAAACCAUCUGCUUCAAAGAAGGAUGAUAAGGUAACCGAAACUGAAGCUCAUUCAGAGGAAGCCGAGCCUCUGAAGAAACGCGGUAAAAAACCUUAUGCUUCAAAGAAACAUGGCAAGGAGACCAAAACUGAAUCUCCUUCAGAGGAAGCCAAGGAAAAGGAGGAGUCUUCUGCGGAAGAACCGAAAGGCGAUCCAGUUGAUGCUGAUAACAUCAUCGAUGAUAAAAUAAAGAGUGAUGAUGCAGAGGUAAUUAAGCAAAGUAAUGCAGGUGAACUUUUUCAAGAAGCUUUGAAUGCUGUGGUCGAGGAGACAGUUGAAUCGACAAAGGAAAAGUCUUCUGUGGAAGAAGUGAAAGCUGAUCCAAUGGAUACUGAUGACAAUGUCAAUGAUAAAACAAGGAGUGAUGAUGUGGAUGGAAUUAAGCAAAGUAACACAGAAGGUGAGCUUGUUCAAGAAGCUUCAGAUGCUGUGGUUGAGGAGGCAAUAGUAGAAUCGGAAAAGGAAAAGUCUUCUGCAGAAGAACUGAAUGCCGAUCCAAUGGAUGCUGAUAGCAAUAUCGAUGAUAAAACAAAGAGUAAUGAUGCAGAGGAAAUUAAGCAAAGUAAUACAGAAGGUGAACUUGUUCAAGAAGCUGUGGUUGAGGAGGCAAUAGUAGAAUCGGAAAAGGAAAAGUCUUCUGCAGAAGAACUGAAUGCCGAUCCAAUGGAUGCUGAUAGCAAUAUCGAUGAUAAAACAAAGAGUAAUGAUGCAGAGGAAAUUAAGCAAAGUAAUACAGAAGGUGAACUUGUUCAAGAAGCUUCAAAUGCUGUGGUUGAGGAGGCAAUAGUUGAAUCGGAAAAGGAAAAGUCUUAUGCAGAAGAACUGAAUGCCGAUCCAAUGGAUGCUGAUAGCAAUAUCGAAGAUAAAACAAAGAGUAAUGAUGCAGAGGAAAUUAAGCAAAGUAAUACAGAAGGUGAACUUGUUCAAGAAGCUUCAAAUGCUGUGGUUGAGGAGGCAAUAGUUGAAUCGGGCAAGGAAAAUCCUUCUGUGGAAGAACCGAAUGCCGAUCCAAUCGAUACAGAUAGCAACGUUGAUGAUAAAACAAAGAGUAAUGAUGCAGAGGUAAUUAAGCAAAGUAACACAGAAGGUGAACUUGUUCCAGAAGCUUCAAAUGCUGUGGUCGAAGAAGCAAUAGUUGAAUCAGAAAAGGAAAAUCCUUCUGCAGAAAAACUGAAUGCAGAUCCAAUGGAUGCAGAUAACAACUUCGAUGAUAAAACAAAGAGUAGUGAUGCAGAGGAAAUUAAGCAAAGUAAUACAGUAGGUGAACUUGUUCAAGAAGCUACGAAUGCUGUGAUCGAGGAGGCAAUAGUUGAAUCGGAAAAGGAAGUGUCUUCUGCAGAAGAACCAAAAGUCGUCGGUUCAGUUGAUGCUGAUAACAUAAUCAUUGAUAACUUAAAGAGUGAUAAUGCAGAGGAAAUUAAGCAAAGUAAUGUGGAAGUGGAAGCUGAAAAUUUGGCUGUUGAGAACCCUCAAGCGGAAGAAACACCAAUGGCAGAACCAGAGGAACAACUUGUUGAAGAAGCUUCAGAGGCCAUGGUGGUUACUGAAGAACCUCAAGAGGAGGCCCCAGUUGAAUUGGAAAAUGAAAACGGUUCAAUUGACAGUAGUAAGCAGGAAAAAUUAGGUGCUGAGGAAACCGAAGGAGCUGAGAAUGCGAGUCUCAACGUUGAAGAAAUUAAUGACACGGAUGAAAUUCCAGCAAGUGAUGAGAAACAAACAAUUCAAGACGAGGAAACAUUAGGUGCUGAGGAAACCGAAGGAGCUGAGAAAGUGAGUCUCAAUGUUGAAGAAACUAAUGGCAAGAAUGAAAUUCCAGCGGCAAGUGGUGAGAAACAAACAAUUCAAGGUGAGGAGCAAGUGAAGAUGGUUGGCAAUGAAAGUGUUAUUUGGAGCAGUGCUCAAUGA